Messenger RNA from Saccharomycopsis crataegensis, 1797 nucleotides. RefSeq names its product Mup3p (gene MUP3). The transcript has a single exon. The record is from RefSeq and is a predicted model, not a curated record. Gene Ontology annotation, cellular component: membrane. NCBI's taxonomy places the organism in Eukaryota, Fungi, Ascomycota, Saccharomycetes, Ascoideales, Saccharomycopsidaceae. Gene Ontology annotation, biological process: amino acid transmembrane transport. Gene Ontology annotation, molecular function: L-amino acid transmembrane transporter activity. The coding region runs from base 1 to 1797 and encodes 598 amino acids.
AUGGUUCAAGCCUUUUAUUCAUCCAUAAAUCGAGAGAAUAGCCAUAACCAGCCAGAAGAACAUAAUAAUAACAACCCCGGAAUGUCCUCAAUACCGUAUAGCCGGCUUUCUGAACAAUUGGAAAUUAGAGACAACGAAGACAUCGAAGAUGGUGAUGAUGAUGAUAACGCAGUCCAAGUGUUCGACCCCCUUGCAGAUAACGACGAAGAUGAUGAUGAUCUUGUCCCAUUGACCGAUCCCUUGGAAUCCGAAGGGGUUUCUUUGAAAUCAAGGAAAUCCACUGAGUUUGAUCUUAAUAAUGUCGAUACCUUGUUGGAAGACUUGCCCCAAGGACGUAAUUACGGUAUAUACGCCUGCGUGGUGUUUAUCAUCUCUCGAAUUAUCGGUAGUGGGAUUUUUAGCACUCCUGGCGGGAUAUACAGAGACGUUGGAGGGUCUCCGUUCUUAUUCUUCUUAGCCUGGGUCGUGGCAACCUUGAUCUCGUUCUUGUGUAUGAUUGUUUAUUUGGAAAUCGGCACGUUGAUGCCGAGAUCAGGAGGACCGAAGGUAUUCUUGGAAAUGAUUUAUAGGAAACCAAAACAUUUGGCCACCGUAUUGAUUUGUUUGCAUUCUAUCGUAUUUGGCUUCACCUGUUCUGGGGCAGUGACUUUUGGCCAAUAUUUUCUACGAGCUAUUGGUAUUGAGGUGGAUAUCUCCCAAUCUAAUGCUUCAAGAUACGUUGGCCUAAUCCUAAUUGCUAUCUGUUUAGUGAUUCAAUCACUUUCUGUGAAAACCAGUUUGUACGUGCAAAAUGUUCUUGGAUUCAUCAAAUUGAUUCUUCUUGGGAUUUUGACGGUGACAGGACUAUACGUUUUAUUGUUGCCUCAAUCGAUAACUCAUGUGGAAAACCAAUUGCACUGGAAUGAAUUUUUCGCACCAAAGCGAGAAGUAACCAUAUCGUCUUUCACCUCAGCGGUAUUGCAGGCGAUUUUUUCAUUUUCUGGCUGGGAAAGUAUCUAUUUCAUCACUUCUGAAAUUAAAAAUCCCAUUAGGACUUUAAAGAUCGUGGGCCCGUUGUCGCUUGUGAUAUCGUUGCUCACCUACACAUUUGUCAAUAUUGCGUAUUUGAAAACCAUUAAUGGUGAGGAAAUCUUUGCUAGUGGGCAAUUAUUGGGAUCAAUUCUUUUUGAAAAAGUGUUUGGCCCCAAAAUCGGCAAAACCUUCUUGUCGAUUACCGUGGCCUUAUCGGCGGCCGGUAAUGUGUAUGUGGUCCUCUAUGCGAUUUCCAGAAUGUCUCAAGAAGUUUUCAGAGAAGGGAUUUUGCCAUGCUCACGCUUCAUGGCCUCCAAUUGGCCAGGGUUGGGGACUCCUGUGCCAACCUUACUGUUAUCAUUCUUAAUCUCGGCGAUUUUCCUUUUAAUCCCCCCACCGGGAGAUAUUUUCAGCUACAUUGUUUCCUUGGAGACGUAUAUGUUAGAAAUGAUCAUGUUGGCGAUCAUUAUUGGGCUUUUCAAAUUGCGCAGAGACUAUCCCGAUAUCAAAAGACCGAUUAAAGUCCCAUUGGUUGCUCCUACCGUGGGUGUGAUUGUGGUGAGUUAUUUGUUAAUCACCCCAUUGUUGAAAAAGAAUGAGAAUACCGCCAUUGGUAGUUUGCCAAAUUAUGGGGUGCUUGGGAUCAUUUUGUUGUUGUUGGGAGUUUUGUAUUGGCUCAUGUUGUUUAUGGUUUUGCCAAAGAUUGGUAAUUACAAAUUGCGCAAAGAGCAAGAAGUUCUAUCCGAUGGGUUAGUUAUCAAACAUUGGAAGAAGUUUUACAAUUAA